This is a messenger RNA of Eriocheir sinensis (Chinese mitten crab), 3301 nucleotides long. RefSeq names its product coiled-coil and C2 domain-containing protein 1-like (gene l(2)gd1). The record is from RefSeq and is a predicted model, not a curated record. Gene Ontology annotation, cellular component: nucleus. NCBI's taxonomy places the organism in Eukaryota, Metazoa, Arthropoda, Malacostraca, Decapoda, Varunidae. Gene Ontology annotation, molecular function: RNA polymerase II cis-regulatory region sequence-specific DNA binding; DNA-binding transcription repressor activity, RNA polymerase II-specific. The transcript is spliced from 16 exons. The coding region runs from base 83 to 2761 and encodes 892 amino acids. Gene Ontology annotation, biological process: regulation of transcription by RNA polymerase II.
CUGAGGCUGACAGACGUAAACAAACGGCGCCUGAUAGUGACAGAGAAGAGCCCCGCAAAGAAGAAGAAGGAAUGUGCUGACCAUGUUCUCCGGCAGGAAGGAAGAGAAGCCCAGGAGGGCGAGGACGGGCGCCAACCUGGCCCAGCUUGGGUUGAUGGAUGUGCCUGACCUUGAUAACCCUAGUGAUGGCGAGGGUGACGCAGCACUGGAGGCCGAGCUUUUGGCCCUCACUGGGGGAGGAGGAGGCCGCCGACCCCCCAACAAAAAAGGCAAGGACAUGAUGUCCCCCGAGGUGUUGGCAAAGAUGGUGUCUGAAUGCAUGAGGGAUGAUGAUGAGGAUGAGGAUGACAUUGAUGAAGAAGACUCUGAUCUGCUGGCCGAGCUCUCCGCACUGAAUCAAGAGGAAAACGGGGAGAGUCGAGAGAGUACGCCAUCCAGACCAGCACCUGCAGUACCCAGAAAACCAGCAUCAGACUACCGCAACCCAGAACCGAUCCUCCCCCGUCAGGCCCCCAUGGCGGCUGGGAGCAGUGUGCUGGACCUCUUAGCCGAGAGGAUUUCCAUGUAUGAGCAGGCGGAGGCGCACGCCCAGGCCAGUGGAGAUUCGUCAAGAGUGCGGAGGUUUAAUCGGGGCCUCAAGACCUUACAACAGAUGCAGAAGAACGUGAAAGCAGGGAACGCAAUCAACGAGGAUGGCAUUCCCCCGCCGGUGUUGGUUCGUCAGGGUGAAAGAACCCCUAGAGAUGAACCUCGGUCCCAGUCAUCCACCCCAGCCGUGCCCUCCCCCGCUGAGGAGAGUUCCCCCUCCCACAAAAAUAUGACCCCAGCCUCCCUCCCUCAAAGUCUGGCUUUUAGGGAGCAGGAUCCACCUGUCCCAGAGCCCAGGGUCACCACCAAGAGAGAGCCUCUAGGGCCACCCUCAGCACCUCAACUUCAAAGGCAGCCCUCCCAAGGUGCUGCGCCUCCACCCGUGCUGCGCAGAACCCCCUCCUCAUCGUCUGCCACCUCCUCCGCCUCAGGGCCAGCUACUGCCGUCCGCCAGCUGCACACCCAGUACAAGGUGGCAGCGCUGACGGCCAAGAAGGCCGGGGACAAGGACCAGGCCCUGCAGUACAUGCGCAUCAUGAAGCAGAUCGAGCCCACCCUCCAAGCGGCUGAGAGUGGCCAGCCUGUUGACCUGACCACCUUGCCCCAGCCACCAGGCCAGGCACCACCCUCUGUGCCGCCCCCUCGAGAGACGCUUCCAGAGAGCGUUCCACCAGCCCAGCCGGCACCAGUAGCCCAGGCCAGUGGGUCUGUCGAGGCUGUGGCUGAUGCAGGGGGCGGAGGAGACCCAGCACCCGGGGGUCCCCCUCGGCCUGCCUCAGUGCUGGAGGCCCUGGAGCAGCGGCUGGCCAAGUACACAGAGCAGCGGGACAAGGCCAAGAGUGAGGAGAACGCCCGCAAGGAGCGCAUGAACCAGCGCAUCAUGAAGCAGUACGAGGAUGCUAUCAAGAAGCAUAAGGCAGGGAAACCAGUCGACUUUGAUGAGCUGCCGUCCCCACCAGGGUUUGCUCCCAUCCCCGUUGGAGGAGGCGGCCCAGCAGCUGCUCCCCCAGCCACAGCCACUCCCGCUCCUGCUGCUGGGGAGGCUGGUGCAGUGGAACCAUCACCCCCUAAGCAGCCCAAGCAGGCCCCAGCACCUGUCCCAGGCCAGGCACCUCCUGCUGUUGCCCCAAAGCCUGCUGGACCUCCUAAAAAUGUGAGACUGGCACCUCAAUCCCGGGUGGAGAAGCAACUGGCCUUCCUCACUCGGCGGCAGGCACAGUUCAAGCAGGCAGCUCUGGAGGCCAAGAAGCGUGGGGAGAUUGAGCAGGCAAAGGAGUACCUCAGGAUGAGCAAAGGCUUUGAUCAACUCAUUGAGGCCACACGGAAUGGCCUCCCGGUGGACAUGAACACAGUGCCAGUGCCGCCUCAGGAGAAGAUUCCACAGAGCAGUAGCACAGACUUUGAGCUGGUGACUGCUGACGACUGUUUGGUGGCCCCCGAGGGAACCAGCGGGGACGUGGCCAUCAUCUACACCAAGCUGGAGGAAGACCUCAUCGCCCAGAUCAAGAUGUGUGCCGAGACUCGAGAACACUUCAAGGCCACCGGUGACGUGGCGAGCGCCAACCGCUUUGAGCAGCUGAUCCUGCACACCAAGAAGGACCUGGAUGCUGUGAGGGCAGCCUUCAAGCGGGGCAGCACACCGCCACGCUUCCAUUACGAAACCAGAUCCUUCAACAUAAUCCAAUGUAACACGGAUCUCAAUGACUCUGACUGCGAGGUGAGCAUCAUGCGAGGAAUCAACUUCAACGUCCAGAACCCCAAGGACGUGGACACCUACGUCAGGGUGGAGUUCCCUUAUCCAGCGGACAACUCGCCUCAGGACCGCAGCGGCACGGUCAAGGACACCAACAACCCCGAGUACAACCACAAGACCGUCUUCAGCAUUGACCGCAAGUCCCGAGCGCUGGCCAGGGUCUUCAAGAGGCACGCCAUCAAACUGCAGGUCUUCACUAAGGGAGGCUGGUUCCAUCGUGACACAAUCUUGGGCUCAGUCAAGGUGCCUUUGGUGGGACUGGAGACAAAAUGCACACUACACGACUCCUUUGAUUUGAUGGAUGAAAGAAAGCGCAUGGUGGGAGGCAAGCUGGAGGUGAAGGUACGUCUGAGGAACCCCAUCGUGGCCAAGCAGCUUGAGAAGGUCACGGAGAAGUGGCUUGUGAUUGAUGGAUUUUGAGGUAGACAUUUUGAAGGUGUCUGAAGAAGUACUACCCACACACACUUCAGGAAUUCAUCAUAUCCCUUCUCUGUCAUCCACGACCAAAUUGUUCCUUGGCAUCAGUCACGUGUCCAUAUUUUUCCUAUAUAAACAGUAAGGUGAAGGUUGAAUGAUUAGAAUUGAGUGCAAUACUGUAGCCUUCGAACUCAACAGUUGAUCUGUAAGAAAAAUUUAUUCUAAGGUUUGAUUUUCCAGCCAUAAAUUAAGAUUCUGUUGUCUGAGCAGCCACAUGACGGUAGAGGACUUAGCAGAUGUAGGGAAACACUAUUUGAACAAUGAUUUUGAGAGAAAGGAUACAAUUUUGUGCUCACUUUUUGCAGUACUCAAGCUAAAGAAAACAGGCAGCAGUCAUUAAAUCAAACUUAAUACUCACAAGAUAUUACUUGCAUUUCUUCCUGUAUGGAGACUGUUGAAAUAGAUGUUUUAAGACAUCUAUUUAAGCUCAAGUAUUGAAUAUAAAUAGAAUAGUCCAGCACCAAGUGACAGCGACCCGUCGUU